AUGGUUAAAAAGCGAGUCCUUUGUGGCUAUGGAGUUGAUAUCGAUGCCGUUGCAGGAUGGCUUGGAAGUUAUGGAGGAGAGGACUCUACGAGCGAUAUCUCACGAGGUCUCUUCGCUGGUACUAUCGGAACCAGAAGAUUGCUUAAGUUGUUCGAGAAAAACAAUAUGAAAGCAACUUGGUUCAUUCCUGGUCACUCAUUGGAAACGUUCCCAGAAGAGUGUGCUAUGGUUCGUGAUGCUGGACACGAAAUCGGACUCCACGGCUACUCCCACGAAAACCCCUCCGACAUGACCCUGGAACAACAGCGCGACGUCCUCGACAAAACCUACCGAUUACUCACAGACUUCUGCGGCAAGCCACCACGCGGAAGUGUAGCACCAUGGUGGGAAACCUCCAAAGAAGGUGCCGAGCUCCUCCUCAGCUACGGAAUCGAAUACGACCACAGCAUGAGCCAUGACGAUUGUCAAAUGUACUGGCUCCGUGUGGGAGAUACGUGGACGAAGAUCGACUAUUCGAAAAAAGCCGAGGAAUGGAUGCACCCGCUGAUCAAAGGUAAAGCUACUGGACUUGUGGAGAUACCGGCUAGUUGGUAUAUUGAUGAUUUGCCACCGAUGAUGUUCAUCAAGAAAGCUGCAAACAGUCACGGCUGGGUCAACCCUCGGGACGUCGAAGAGCUAUGGAUGGAUCACUUCGACUACUUCUAUGAUAAUUACGACGAAUUCGUCUUCCCGAUGACCAUUCAUCCAGACGUGUCUGGUCGUCCUCACGUCUUGAAGAUGCAUCAAAGAAUCAUCGACCACAUAAACAAACACGAAGGUGUAGAAUGGGUUACUUUUGAGCAAAUGUCAGAUGAGUUUAAGAGUAAGAAUACACCUGAGGAGGGAGCUAUGAUGCCUGCUCCGGCUGGGGAGAUUUUGAAGAAGUAA
This is a messenger RNA of Glarea lozoyensis ATCC 20868, 927 nucleotides long. RefSeq names its product Glycoside hydrolase/deacetylase. Gene Ontology annotation, biological process: carbohydrate metabolic process. The record is from RefSeq and is a predicted model, not a curated record. Lineage: Eukaryota; Fungi; Ascomycota; Leotiomycetes; Helotiales; Helotiaceae. The transcript has 5 exons. Bases 1 to 927 code for a protein of 308 amino acids. Gene Ontology annotation, molecular function: hydrolase activity, acting on carbon-nitrogen (but not peptide) bonds.